CGUUGCUCAAUUCUCUGAAUACGCCCACUAUGCCUGUCGGUGUCGAGGCCUGGAUAACGCAAAUACCUCCCAUUACUCGAGGAUGGCUGGCCUUAUCUGUGCUUACCAGCUUGGCCGUUCAAUGUCAGCUCGUUACUCCUCUACAGCUCUAUUUCAGUCCAAAAAGUGCCUUUAUAAACGCUCAGCCUUGGCGAGUUUUCACGACGUUCUUCUACUUUGGAUCAAUAUCGCUGGAUUUUGUAUUUCAUUUGUUCUUCUUUAUGAGAUAUAGUCGAAUGCUUGAAGAAUCAUCGUUUGCGAACAGGAAGGCUGAUUACUUCUGGCUGUUACUUCUAUCCUCAGCGAUGCUCCUUGCUCUCAGCCCCCUCUUCAACCUUCCCUUCCUCUCAUCCUCCCUCGCUUUCGUUCCCAUCUACCUAUGGUCAAGGCGACAUCCUGACACACCCAUAUCUCUUUUCGGCUUAUUCACCAUAACUGCGCCGUACUUACCUAUUGCCCUAGUGGCGUUCUCAUGGAUCCUCAGUGGAACUUGGAGAGCUGCCGCCGGAGACCUUGCUGGAUGUUUAGUGGGUCACAUCGGAUGGUUUUUAAGAGAUGUGUGGGCAAGGGAAAUGAAUGGUGGGACGAGCGUGUUGAGUGAAAGUCCUGUGGCGUUGAAACGAUUAUUUGGAGAUAUUUAGGGAUUGAGACUUUAUUUAUUCGAUUUUCUGGUGUAGAGAUAUGCUUCCAAGUUGCCGAUUCAGCUGUACCGUCACUGUACAGGAGGCACUAAGAAAGUUCGAGCGUGUCCGCGCUUCGAUAGCUUGCAGCGAAGGCCCGAUGACUACUGAGGGCGGACGACGGACAGAAGCACAACACACAACUCUAGAAACGAUGUUCUGACCACAAACAUGCGGACGAGUAUAACGUCUACCGCCUAGACGUAUUGGCGUAGAAUACUUUUGACACUUCGACAAGCAUGGCCUGAAAGGAGCGAAAGUGCAUUUACCAAUGC
This is a messenger RNA of Lentinula edodes (shiitake mushroom), 994 nucleotides long. Its product is annotated as Der1-like protein. Gene Ontology annotation, cellular component: Hrd1p ubiquitin ligase ERAD-L complex; endoplasmic reticulum membrane. Bases 30 to 680 code for a protein of 216 amino acids. The record is from RefSeq and is a predicted model, not a curated record. Gene Ontology annotation, biological process: endoplasmic reticulum unfolded protein response. Lineage: Eukaryota; Fungi; Basidiomycota; Agaricomycetes; Agaricales; Omphalotaceae. The transcript has 8 exons. Gene Ontology annotation, molecular function: ubiquitin-specific protease binding; misfolded protein binding.